AUGGAAGACAGACAGGAAGUGAUGUCAGGUACAGACAGGAAGUAGAGAGGAGAUGUUGGUGGAAGUGGCAGCAGAGGAGUGCAACAGUCUGAAAGAUGAACCAUUUCCUUAACUGGGAGGGGGUGAAAGUGCCCAAUAUUGAAGUGGAUAAUAGAUAGACAUGACUGAUCAAUUUUGGGAAUAUCAUUUGAUGUGACUAUUUGUGUUCAGAUGUAGAGUUUUCCUCCUGUGAAGUCUGGAGAUCAUAUGACAUCACAUUGCCUCCACCUCCCUCCCUGAUAGAAAAGAGAGAAAGAAGAAGAAGAUUCUAGAAGUCACCAGAGAGAUCACUGAGCUGCUGACAGGAGAGGUUCCUAUAAGGUGUCAGGGUGUCACUGUCUAUUUCUCCAUGGAGGAGUGGGAGUAUUUAGAAGGACACAAGGAUCUCUACAAGGACGUCAUGAUGGACAAUCAGCCGCCCCUCACAUCACCGGAUGGAUCCAGUCAUGGGAACCCACCAGAGAGAUGUCCCCGUCCUCUGUAUUCCCGGGAUUCCACACAGGAAGGUCACACCAUCCCUCACCAUCAUCAGAGUGGAAACCUGAGAGAUCCUAAAGUUGAGGUUAAAGAAGAGAUAAAAGAGGAGGAGGAUGAGGAUGGGGGGAUGGAGGAGUCAGAGCUUCUAAGAGAACACAAAGAUCUGUACCAGGACACCAUGGUGGAGUCAACCAGCUACAGGAACCCACCAGAGAGAUGUCCCCGUCCUCUGUAUUCCCGGGAUUCCACACAGGAAGGUCACACCAUCCCUCACCAUCAUCAGAGUGGAAUCCUCGGGGAUGAUAAUAUUGAUGUUAAAGAAGAGUAUAAAGAGGAGGAUGAGGAGUAUGGAGUGAUGGAGGAGUUUUCAGAAGGACACAAGGAUAUGAUGGAGCCACCUAAUACCAGGAACCCACCAGAGAGAUGUCCCCGUCCUCCGUAUUCCUGGGAUUCCACACAGGAAGGUCACACCAUCUCUCACCAUUACAAGGGUGAAGAUCUGAUAGAUAUAAAAGUUGAGGUGAAAGCAGAAGAAGAAGAAGAGGCGUAUGUGAGGGAUGAUCAGCAGUCUAUGGAGGAGGAUGGAAUAACGGGGACAUUUAUAGAGGAGGACACUCCUACAGAGAUCAGCACAGUCCAUGGCCGGGAGAUGAGGAAAACCUCCGAGGAUUGUCUCACUUUGUCUCCAGACUGGAAAGUAGAAGAUGAGGACAUCACACAGUAUAGUCCAGGAGAAAACCCGGCUCCCUCCAAUGCCCAU
Staurois parvus is the source of this 1276-nucleotide messenger RNA. Lineage: Eukaryota; Metazoa; Chordata; Amphibia; Anura; Ranidae. The record is from the annotation of a GenBank genome assembly.